This is a messenger RNA of Sorghum bicolor (sorghum), 1011 nucleotides long. RefSeq names its product cytosolic sulfotransferase 15. Gene Ontology annotation, cellular component: cytoplasm. Gene Ontology annotation, biological process: sulfation. The transcript has a single exon. Gene Ontology annotation, molecular function: sulfotransferase activity. Bases 1 to 1011 code for a protein of 336 amino acids. NCBI's taxonomy places the organism in Eukaryota, Viridiplantae, Streptophyta, Magnoliopsida, Poales, Poaceae. The record is from RefSeq and is a predicted model, not a curated record.
AUGGUCGCCGGCGAGAAUGGAUGCGCAAACGCCUUCUCCAAGUAUGAGGAAUUGGCGUCGUCCCUCCCUGCAUCCCAGAAGGGUAUCGGGAGCUCCCCGUACCGGAAGCACGAAGGCUUCUGGUACCCGGAGCACCAGCUGGCGCCGACGCUGGCGAUGCGGGACACGUUCGUCGCCCGCCCGACCGACAUCAUCCUCGCCACCAUUCCCAAGUCCGGCACGACGUGGCUUAAGGCCCUCGUCUACUGUGUCGUCCACCGCGGCCACCACGCGCCGGCCGACGAGCGCCACCCACUCCUCGUCUCCAGCCCGCACGACGUGGUCCCGUUCCUGCACUCCAUCUACGAGAACCACCGCUCCGCGUCGCCCGUCCCGGUCCUCGAAGAGAUGCCGUCGCCGCGUGUCCUGGCCGUGCACGCGCCGUUCACGGCCCUGCCGCCAUCGGUGCGGGAGUCCGCGUGCCGCGUCGUCUAUCUGUGCCGAGACCCCAAGGACACUUUUGUCUCGCUCCGUCACUACGUCGACAAGAUCAAGCCCGAGGGAUCCGCCAUGACGCCGUUCGCCGAGGCGUUCGACCUGUUCUGCGACGGCGUGUCACCGUUUGGGCCGGUCUGGGACAACAUGGCCGAGUACUGGAAGAAGAGCAUGGCGCGGCCGGAGGAGGUGGUGUUCCUCCGGUACGAGGACCUGAAGGAGGACACUGUGGGGAACGUGAGGCGCCUAGCGGCGUUCCUCGGCUGCCCAUUCACCGACGAGGAGGCAGAGAGAGGCGUCCCUGAGGCGAUUGUGACGCUGUGCAGUAUGGACAAGAUGAGGAGCGUCAAGGCCAACCGGGAUGGGAUGCACUGGAACGGCCGUUCACGAUUCAAGAACUCGGCCUUCUUUCGAAAGGGGGAGGUCGGUGACUGGAAGGCGCACAUGACGCUGGAUAUGGCGAGGAGACUGGAUGACAUCGUGGAGGAAAAACUGCGAGGAAUAGGAUCUGGGCUCUCCAUGAUCGGCCAGCCAUGA